GUCUAGAGAAGAGGGGCGUCUAGAGAAGAGGGGUGACAUCCCUGCCACCCUCAUCCUAUAUAGAUGGUUGGUGUUGCACCCGGUCGGCAUAACUUCAUACCAUCGGUCAUCUCCUGAAAACCAUCAUUCCAUCUUCCGUGACCUAUUCAACCACCAUGUCUCCCUCCCUCCACCCCCUUCUCGACAACGGCAUCACCAAAGGUGACCCCAACUUCCCCGGCGGCACCCUUUACUGCAAAUGCUCCUCCGACCGGGUAGCCAUCACCCUGGCCAGCAACGUCGCCCAUAACCAUGCCUGCGGCUGCUCUAAAUGCUGGAAGCCUGCCGGGUCGCUCUUCUCUAUCGUCGGCGUUGUGCCCCGCGACGCCCUCUCGGUGACCGCCAACGGCGACAAGCUCUCCAUCGUCGAUUCGACCGCUGCCAUUCAGCGGUAUGCGUGCAAGAACUGUGGCGUGCAUUUAUACGGUCGCAUCGAAAAGGACCACCCCUUCAAGGGCCUCGACUUUGUGCAUGCCGAACUCUCCGAUCAGGCGGGGUGGCAGGAGCCUCAGUUUGCCGGGUUCGUGUCGUCUAUCAUCGAGCAGGGCUUUCCGCCGCAAGGUAUGGGAGAGGUACGGGGAAAAUUGCAGGCCUUGGGACUGGAGACGUAUGAUGCGCUGUCGCCUGCACUGAUGGAUUUGAUUGCCACCUUUACGGCGCAGAAGGCUGGAGUGUUGUCGGCGAACCUCUGAGGUAGUGGAGGAGGCGUUAGUGGGUGUACAGUAGGGGUGGUCGACCGAGAGGAAGAAAAGAUGUACUUACUGGAUGAGAC
Molecule: messenger RNA, 811 nt
Organism: Aspergillus sclerotioniger CBS 115572
Lineage: Eukaryota; Fungi; Ascomycota; Eurotiomycetes; Eurotiales; Aspergillaceae
Product: S-(hydroxymethyl)glutathione synthase
Exons: 1
Coding region: 156-731 (191 amino acids)
Biological process (GO): formaldehyde catabolic process
Molecular function (GO): S-(hydroxymethyl)glutathione synthase activity; zinc ion binding
Source: RefSeq, a predicted model, not a curated record